UCACGCAUCUCACUUUGCAAUUCAAAAAGAAGCUCUCGCCCAACCCAAACUUUCUCUUCUUUCCUUUCCUCUUCACCCACGAAUGCUUCAUUCAUAAGCGACCCUAACUUCGUGCGGUGCUUGACACUUUCUUCCCUUUUUCCUCUCCACUCUACCUUGUUCCUCUGUUUCUCUCACACAACAACAGAAGCGGUACCAACCUAAGCUAUUAUUUCCCAAUAUCUGCUGCCCACCUAUAGCCGCACUCUACAAAACCUAAGAAUCGACAUUCUCUUUUCCAUCAUCUCCAACGAUGGCUGAAGAGAAGGCGGCCGGCGCUCCUGCGCUGGACACCAACAUCGAGACUGGCGGCUUCGAUGAGAAGCGAGGACAAGCUCCUCCCCCCACCCACGCCCCUAAGGCUCCCGUCGCCGAGGAUGAGGAGCCCGACGAGGACAUGGACGCCCUCAUUGAGGACCUCGAGUCCGAGGACGGCCACGCCUUCGACGAAGAAGAAGAGACCCAGCCUGGAGGUGGCCGUGUUGUUCCCGAAGAUCAGCUCCAAACCGACUCCCGAGUGGGUCUCACCGAGGCCGAAGUCAUCAACCGACGACGCAAAUGGGGCCUCAACCAGAUGAAAGAAGAGAGAGAGAACAUGAUCCUCAAGUUCCUCAUGUUCUUCGUGGGCCCAAUUCAAUUCGUAAUGGAAGCUGCUGCUGUCCUCGCUGCUGGUCUUGAGGACUGGAUAGACUUCGGCGUCAUCUGCGCGCUUCUCCUGCUCAACGCUUGUGUUGGUUUCAUCCAAGAGUUCCAAGCAGGCAGUAUUGUUGAAGAACUAAAGAAAACUUUGGCUCUCAAGGCUGUUGUCCUCCGUGACGGUACUCUCAAGGAAGUCGAGGCCCCCGAGGUCGUUCCCGGUGAUAUUCUCCAGGUUGAAGAGGGAACUAUCAUCCCUGCUGAUGGUCGUUUCGUUACCGAGGGCUGCUUCGUUCAGGUCGAUCAGUCUGCCAUCACUGGCGAGUCUCUGGCUGUCGACAAGCACGCUGGUGACAACUGCUAUGCUUCCUCCGCUGUCAAGCGAGGUGAGGCCUUUGUUAUCGUUACUGCUACUGGUGACAACACCUUCGUCGGUCGAGCUGCUGCCCUUGUCUCUCAGUCUGCUGGAGGCACUGGUCACUUCACAGAGGUUCUCAACGGUAUUGGUACAAUCCUUCUGGUUUUGGUCGUCGCUACUCUGCUUGUCGUUUGGGUGUCGUCCUUUUACAGGUCCAAUGGGAUCGUGGACAUCCUUCGGUUCACUCUAGCGAUCACCAUCGUUGGUGUGCCUGUCGGUCUCCCUGCUGUCGUCACUACCACCAUGGCUGUCGGAGCUGCCUACCUCGCCAAGAAGCAGGCCAUUGUUCAGAAGCUUUCAGCUAUCGAGUCUCUGGCUGGUGUCGAGAUUCUCUGCUCUGACAAGACUGGUACUCUGACCAAGAACAAGCUUUCUCUUGCCGAGCCUUUCUGUGUUGCUGGCGUUGAGCCCGAUGAUCUGAUGCUUACUGCUUGUUUGGCCGCUUCCCGCAAGAAGAAGGGUAUUGACGCCAUUGACAAGGCUUUCCUUAAGGCUCUCAAGUACUACCCCCGUGCCAAGAGCGUUCUGUCCAAGUACAAGGUUCUCGAUUUCCAUCCCUUUGACCCUGUCUCGAAGAAGGUCCAGGCCGUUGUUGAGUCCCCUCAGGGCGAGCGAAUCAUCUGUGUCAAGGGUGCCCCACUUUUUGUUCUCAAGACUGUCGAGGAGGACCACCCCAUCCCUGAGGAAAUUGAUGCAGCCUACAAGAACACUGUCGCUGAGUUCGCUACUCGUGGUUUCCGAUCCCUUGGUGUUGCCCGCAAGCGAGGUGAGGGUGCUUGGGAGAUUCUCGGAAUCAUGCCUUGCUCUGACCCUCCCCGUCAUGAUACUGCCCGCACUAUCAACGAGGCCAAGCGCCUUGGUCUCUCCAUCAAGAUGCUUACUGGUGAUGCCGUCGGUAUUGCCCGUGAGACUUCCCGUCAGCUCGGUCUUGGUACCAACGUUUACAACGCUGAGCGUCUUGGUCUCGGUGGUGGUGGUGACAUGCCUGGUUCUGAGGUCUACGAUUUCGUUGAGGCUGCCGAUGGUUUCGCUGAGGUUUUCCCCCAGCACAAGUACAACGUCGUCGAGAUUCUCCAGCAGCGUGGUUACCUUGUUGCCAUGACUGGUGAUGGUGUCAACGAUGCUCCCUCUCUGAAGAAGGCUGAUACUGGUAUUGCUGUUGAGGGUGCUUCCGACGCUGCCCGCUCCGCCUCCGACAUUGUUUUCCUUGCCCCCGGUCUUGGUGCUAUCAUUGAUGCUCUGAAGACUAGCCGUCAAAUUUUCCACAGAAUGUACGCAUACGUCGUCUACCGUAUUGCUCUCUCUCUUCACAUGGAGAUCUUCCUUGGUCUUUGGAUUGCCAUCCUCAACAGGAGCUUGAACAUUGAGCUUGUCGUUUUCAUUGCCAUCUUCGCCGAUAUUGCGACCCUUGCCAUUGCCUACGACAAUGCUCCUUUCUCUCAGACUCCCGUCAAGUGGAACCUGCCCAAGCUUUGGGGUAUGUCCGUCCUCCUCGGUGUUGUCCUUGCUGUUGGUACUUGGAUUGCUCUUACCACCAUGUAUGCCAACUCUGAGGACGGUGGUAUUGUCCAGAACUUCGGUAAGAUCGACGAGGUUCUCUUCCUUGAGAUCUCUCUUACUGAGAACUGGCUCAUCUUCAUCACCCGUGCCAACGGCCCCUUCUGGUCUUCCAUCCCCUCUUGGCAGCUGUCUGGUGCCAUCCUGAUCGUCGAUAUUCUUGCCACCCUCUUUUGUAUCUUCGGUUGGUUCGUUGGCGGCCAGACCAGCAUCGUCGCUGUCGUCCGUAUCUGGAUUUUCUCUUUCGGUGUCUUCUGUGUCAUGGGUGGUCUCUACUACUUCAUGCAGGGCAGCACUGGAUUUGACAACCUGAUGCACGGCAAGUCCCCCAAGCAGAACCAGAAGCAGCGAUCCCUUGAGGAUUUCGUUGUCUCUCUUCAGCGCGUCUCGACUCAGCACGAGAAGUCUCAGUAAACUAGAUGGUAUAUACCCGGACCACCAUCGACCGGACUUUUCACUUUCGCUUUGUCUAAAUUUGAACUGUAUUACUCGCACCCGAGUAUUAAGACUCCUGGAGUGGUUGAGGAAACUUUCAUACCCCUAGAGAACGUCUAUUAGACAUCUAAUAAUACAAGUAAAAUAAAUAAUUCGUCCUCUGAAA
Molecule: messenger RNA, 3251 nt
Organism: Fusarium redolens
Lineage: Eukaryota; Fungi; Ascomycota; Sordariomycetes; Hypocreales; Nectriaceae
Product: plasma membrane ATPase
Exons: 6
Coding region: 293-3064 (923 amino acids)
Biological process (GO): regulation of intracellular pH; proton export across plasma membrane
Cellular component (GO): plasma membrane
Molecular function (GO): ATP hydrolysis activity; ATP binding; P-type proton-exporting transporter activity
Source: RefSeq, a predicted model, not a curated record